Nematocida major is the source of this 921-nucleotide messenger RNA. RefSeq lists its product as uncharacterized. Lineage: Eukaryota; Fungi; Microsporidia. The transcript has a single exon. Bases 1 to 921 code for a protein of 306 amino acids. The record is from RefSeq and is a predicted model, not a curated record.
AUGUCCACGUGUGCGAACUCUCCCCGGGAUAUGCUGAAAAAACAUCUUCAUUUCUUGCCGGUCGCGCCCAUUGAGUCUGUAAAUGAAACUAUCUGCGCAAUUUGGGAGUUGGUACGGAGGAUGCCUCCGGUUGGGCUAGACAGCUCCGAGUUUACUUCUCUUAUAUAUCCGUUCAACCAAAGGCCAUCGCACUUUGUCAUUUCUUCCAUCUUUAAGAUACUUAUGAGGGUAGACCUGACAAGUGAUCAAAUACUUUUAUUUCUUAAUUGCCAUCAAAAGCCUAUUGCUGCUGGUGGCCCAUACUCUACUGUGAACUGGUCUUUUCUGGACAAGCCAGUGUGUAUAAAGAGCACUUUCAUAGGCUUUUUGGGAAGGCUGGCGCGGAACAGCAAGUUUCGGGAGGCCCGGGCGGGCCCAGAAGCCGCAGCAGAGGCGUCUGAAAAGCCAGACAAGCCAGUGGCGUUUUCGUCGGUUGACGUCAUCCAGGUUCUGUUUUUUUUGUUUGACGAUGAAAACAUAGCUAUUCGGGUGAAAAGCUACGCAUCCGCCUGCAGAAUUGUAAAGCGAGAAAAAAAGUUCUGGGGUGAUGCAGACUGGAAAAAGUUCAAGCGUGCCAUAAGAUACAUAGGGGUUGAAAGCAUGCGGCUGCUGAGGAAAGAGCACGCGGAGAAAGAGCGGAAAAAGAUGGAAAAGCGAGCAAAAGUGACCCGGGUAGCAGGCAUGCUUAGAGUAAAAGUAAAGCUGGGCCAAAUUAUUCGGCACAGCGCGCCAUGCAUACAGAUACUUAAGAACGAUGUGGUUCUGGAGCAAGUGGUGACAAAAAGGAAGUACACAACAGUAUAUAUGCGAGAGGCAGGGCCAAUCGCGCUUGUUAUCUCCGAUAAAGAUCGGGUUAUAUUCAGAAAAACAUAUAAGGUAUAA